AGAGACCAUGCACUCAUGCUGGACUGUCAGGUUCAGGGCGAGAAACCUAUCAUGGUGACGUGGCGUAAAAACGGGGUUCCUUUACCCACCAGCCCGCGGGUACGAGUCCUGGAAAAUGGCACGCUGUUGAUCCAGAGGUUUCAGAAGCGCAAAGAAGGGAGCGACGCUGACACGGGCGAGUACGACUGUGCAGCCCAAAAUCGUUACGGCCUCCUGGUCAGUCGCAAAGCCAAAGUCCAACUGGCAUCUCUUCCAAAGUUUCACACCCACCCAGUGUCCAUGUCUGUGGACGAGGGUGGCGUCGCUCGCUUCCAGUGUCAGAUCAACGGAGUACCUGAAGCCAACAUCACCUGGGAGAAAGACCGAGAAGCACUGAACAUUUCUGACAGCAGGUACACCCUCCUUCCAAUGGGGAUCCUCCAGGUGACGGGGGUGAAGCAGGCAGACGUAGGGAUUUUCCGCUGUGUGGCCAACAACAUCGCCAACACUCGCUACAGCCAUGAGGCUAACCUCAACGUCACUGGUGGAGCCUCCAGAACAUACAAGGAGCCCAUCAUUCUGUCUGGGCCACAAAACCUCACCAUCACCGUCCAUCAGACGGCCAUCUUGGAGUGCAUUGCCACAGGAAAUCCAAGGCCUAUUGUAUCUUGGAGCAGACUAGAUGGACGCUCCAUUGGUGUGGAGGGGAUUCAAGUCCUGGGGACGGGGAACCUGAUGAUCUCAGAUGUUUCCCUGCAGCACUCGGGGGUGUAUGUGUGCGCCGCCAACCGGCCCGGCACCAGAAUGAGGCGGACUGCACUCGGUCGACUUGUGGUACAAGCUCCACCAGAAUUUCUCCAGUGGCCGCAGUCCGUCUCCAAACCCGCAGGGGGCAAUGCUGUGUUCACCUGCGUGGCUCAAGGUGUCCCUGAUCCUCAUCUAAUAUGGCUCAAGAAUGGCAAGGUCCUGACACCAGGACAGAAUGUCAAGCUGACAAACAACAACAGCACUCUGGCUCUGACCCGGAUCAGCUCAGAGGACGAGGCUAUCUACCAGUGCAUCGCAGAGAACAGCGCUGGCACCAACCAGGCCAGUGCUCGGCUGGCUGUGACCCAGGCUAAAGACCUGCCCCCUGCUCCUCAGGGCCUCGUGGCUAGUCCUGUGUCCACCAGCACCCUGCAGAUCACAUGGAGCAGUCCCUCCAGCGGCUCCACAGACAUCAUCGGAUACGUCCUGCACAUCCGCAAGAUAGGCGAACCUGACAGCUUGGAGCUGCAGGAGGCCAUCAGUAAGGACACUUUUCAGCAUGAUGUGACCAACCUGGAGGCAGCCACCACCUACUCUCUGUACCUGAAGGCCUACUCCUCCAUGGGGGCCAGUCAGCAGUCCAACAUGGUGGUCACAACGACACAUGGUGGAGUCCCGACCCCUCCCACAUACUUCACCAAGGUUUUGAACUCCAGCGCGGUGCAGGUCCUCUGGGAGCUCCCGAGCAAGGCGGGCAGUGUUGAGGGCUUCAGGCUGUCCUACCGGAAAGUCCCGCAUUCGAGCUACCAGGAACCGGUCCAGUUCCCUCCUCAUAUCAAUGCCCACACCAUUUCUGACCUGGAACCCGGGGCGGUGUAUGAAAUUAAACUGGUGGCCUACAAUGGAAAUGGAGAAAGUGACUGCUCCAAGAGGCUGGUGUCGCUCGCAGAGCAAAGCUUGAGUGAACAGAUGACAGGAGGGAGCGGCCCGUGUCAGUGCAGGGAUGGAGAGGCGUCUCUGGGCAGCGUCGUCAUUGGGAUUCAUAUUGGCACCGCCUGCAUCAUCUUCUGUGUUCUCUUUCUCAUGUUUGGGUACCGUCACAGGUAA
Molecule: messenger RNA, 1833 nt
Organism: Nematolebias whitei (Rio pearlfish)
Lineage: Eukaryota; Metazoa; Chordata; Actinopteri; Cyprinodontiformes; Rivulidae
Product: immunoglobulin superfamily DCC subclass member 3
Exons: 11
Coding region: 16-1833 (605 amino acids)
Biological process (GO): axon guidance; cell-cell adhesion
Cellular component (GO): plasma membrane; axon
Molecular function (GO): protein binding
Source: RefSeq, a predicted model, not a curated record